Molecule: messenger RNA, 2287 nt
Organism: Limanda limanda (common dab)
Lineage: Eukaryota; Metazoa; Chordata; Actinopteri; Pleuronectiformes; Pleuronectidae
Gene: fli1rs
Product: Fli-1 proto-oncogene, ETS transcription factor-related sequence
Exons: 10
Coding region: 372-1781 (469 amino acids)
Biological process (GO): cell differentiation; regulation of transcription by RNA polymerase II
Cellular component (GO): nucleus
Molecular function (GO): DNA-binding transcription factor activity, RNA polymerase II-specific; sequence-specific DNA binding
Source: RefSeq, a predicted model, not a curated record
CUACACACUAAUUGGUCGCCGCUCAGCCGCUCGUAAAAGGAGGAUUUUUUUUUUUCCAAGCGCACGACUUUCCGAACUCCACACUCCUCGUUGAAUCGUUGCCUUUUUUUUGCUAAUCUCGCAGAAAGUGAAUAAGUAACUUUCCCUGAAGAAGCUGUAUCGGACACAGCAGCUGUUGUUUUUUCUUUUUCUUUACCGAGGAGUAAGUGGAAGGGAUGCGGGGGUUCACUGGUGCGCAGCGGGCAGGUGUCCAUGAGGGAUCCAUGGCCAUCAGAUGACUGGUACUUCACAUUUCACACCGUUACGGCCUCCUGUGUCCGUCUCCUCUCGACGAGCCGGAAGCUCUGUCCGUGGUGAGCGAGGAUCAGCCCAUGUUUGAGCCGCCCUACCCAGCAGCCCCGGCCAUGCACAUGAAGGUCGAGAUGACGUCGCCAGGAGUUUACGGCCAGGCCUCCAAGCAGAGCCCCGAGGCCGCCGAGCCGGAGUGGGUGGGGUCAGCGGCGCAAAACCCUGGGAAAAGAGGCGAACACGUCAACGGGACCAGCCGUGAGUCUCCUGUGGACUGCAGCGUCACCAAACGCUCCCGACACAUGAGCAGCGACGGGGGCCCGAUGCCGUACCAGGCCUCGUACGUGGAGCCUCGCGCCAGCCCCCAGACCGCCACCCCCCCCAGCAGCACCACAGAGGAGAAGAGGGUCAUCGUGCCAGCAGAUCCAGAGGUGUGGACACAGGACCACGUGCGCCAGUGGCUGGACUGGGCCAUCAAGGAGUACGUCCUGGAGGAGGUGGACGUCAUGCUCUUCCAAGCCCUGGACGGCAAGGCCCUGUGCAAGAUGACCAAGGACGACAUGAUGCGUCUCACGUCGGCCUACAACGCAGACAUGCUGCUGUCACACCUCAAUUACCUCCGGCAGAGUAGCCCGACUUUCUCCUAUCCCACAACUCCCACCAACAACACCCCCCCACAGCAACCCAGACUACAGGUGAAAGCAGAAAGCGGGUUUGAUGAGAUCAGCCGCAGAAACAGCUGGCCAGCAAACACCAUGACAGCAGUGCCGAAAGGUUCCUCCAUGGAGCACCAGCACGGAUCAAGAGUUACAGACCCAGCUCCAAGAAUUGUGCAAGACCCAUAUCAGACACUAGGGCCCAUCAGCAGUAGACUAGCCAACCCAGAAGGCCAAGCCCUCAGCUCAACCAAGAACCGAACGGGCAAACAAAGUCCGUACAAGCUCCCUGACCCCAGCGCUCACAGGCCUGUGGGUUCAGGGCAGAUCCAGUUGUGGCAGUUCCUGCUGGAGCUGCUGUCCGACAGCAACAACGCCGGCAUCAUCACCUGGGAGGGAACCAACGGCGAGUUCAAGAUGACCGACCCCGAUGAGGUGGCCAAGCGCUGGGGCGAGCGCAAGAGCAAGCCCAACAUGAACUACGACAAGCUGAGCCGCGCCCUGCGCUACUACUACGACAAGAACAUCAUGACCAAGGUGCACGGCAAGCGCUACGCCUACAAGUUUGACUUCCAGGGCAUCUCGCAGGCACACCAGAACCACGGGGCCGACGGCGGGAUUAAGUACCAGACUGAGAUGUCUUACGUCCAGCCCUACCACAGCCACCAGCCCAAAAUGAACUUCAUGGGUGGACACCCUGCACCUAUGCCCGUCUCCCCCGGCAACUUUUUUGGCCCCCCGUCCACGUACUGGAACUCCCCCAACAGCCCCAUCUAUCCCGGGUCAGCCAUGAGCAGACAUCCCGCCACCCACUCCCACCUGAGCUCGUACUACUGAGGCCGGGGCGUUUCACACCUGACAGGGAGAACAUGGCAGAGGACAACAGGUUCACGUCUUCCAGGAUGAGCUGAACCCCGUCUGAAAUGAAGGUGAUAUGACGCUGCGGUCCGCUUAAUGAGGGCAUUAGGAAGUUGUCUUUGUCACAUUCUAUGUUGAAAAUGGGCAAAACACGAGGGUAAAUUAAUCCUGUGAUGAAUGUAAAGGAUUAAUAUCGUACUCGUCGCCGAGUUUUCUUUUCUGAAUACACUGAAGACAAUAUAUUAACGGUUAUACAGUUGUUAUGAUACCAAGUUUUUUUUUUAUUUGUACAUUGAUAGUAAACUGUUGUAAAGACACAAGUCAAACCCUUUACUGUGUGAGUAGCACAAUGGAUAGCAUACCUGCAGUUUUCACAUUCAAUGUGACUGACAUUUGUAAAAGAGAAGUUGUACAGAAUGAUUCUCAUGUAGCGAUGUAACAUUUACUCAUGAUGUAAAGCUAAUAAAUGAUGCUUGUACUUGGAA